AUGGAUUUUCACAAUAACAAAUCAGUGGCCAUGGGUGAUGUCUUCGCUCCUGCACGUCGUCAACUUCACCCGUUAUCUCAUCACACUUCAUCACCGCCCCGUCCGAAUUUUGCUUCAACCAGCCAACAAGUUACUCUGCACUAUCGCCCGCAAGCAGGGAGGAAACAGUUCGAGCCAAGUUGGCAGCAAUUUCACGCCGAUAGACUGGCCAACUCGUGUCGACGCGAAAUGGACGCUGUAGAUGAAGAAAUGAUUAUGAGAUUGUGUUAUGCUCUUGAACUUGACAAACUUUAUGUGCUUCCUGAUUUAGGACUCAGUGCUGACAUUGUGAAUAGGAUGUAA
This is a messenger RNA of Porites evermanni, 342 nucleotides long. The record is from the annotation of a GenBank genome assembly. Lineage: Eukaryota; Metazoa; Cnidaria; Anthozoa; Scleractinia; Poritidae.